AUGACUCCUAGACAUCAUCUGGUACGAGACCCACAACGACAACAACAAGCGGCCGGAGCCAGGGGCCUCUUACCCCAAGGGCGACACCUUCCACUGGGACCGAAAGCCGUCCCUGGAGCCUCUGCUGACGGAGGAGGACGAGAGAGAGAGCCUGACCUACGGCUCGGAGCAGCUGCAGAAGCUCCGCGAACUGCUGGAGAAGUUCGCGGCGCUGGCCCUGGGUCUGCUGCCCGGGAGCGCCGCUUACGUGCACCAGAACAGCUUCAAGAAGUCCCACCCUUUCUCAGCGGUCGUGUCCCAGCAAGGCUACCUCCUCAACGCAGCCACGGCUUACCUCAGCAAGAACCCUCCAAAGCGGAAGACUGGACGCAGAAAAGGCGAUCUCCCUCCCAGGUGUUCCUGCGAGGAGCUCAGCGCCUCCGAGGCCUCCCGGGAAGAUGGAUGUCCCGCCAGACCCUCGAGAGCGAUGGCUUUUGCGGAAGAAAUAUUGAGAGCGAUGGCGGUGCGCUGGGCGGUUGCUACAUGGCAAAAUACGACAAGCACCGGAAGCGGACAGGAAAUAAGGUCAGUGACAAGAGACAUUUCGCCAAGUCCCCUUAG
This is a messenger RNA of Penaeus vannamei (Pacific white shrimp), 600 nucleotides long. The record is from RefSeq and is a predicted model, not a curated record. Lineage: Eukaryota; Metazoa; Arthropoda; Malacostraca; Decapoda; Penaeidae.